Messenger RNA from Vigna angularis (adzuki bean), 1197 nucleotides. RefSeq lists its product as uncharacterized. NCBI's taxonomy places the organism in Eukaryota, Viridiplantae, Streptophyta, Magnoliopsida, Fabales, Fabaceae. Bases 1 to 1197 code for a protein of 398 amino acids. The transcript is spliced from 3 exons. The record is from RefSeq and is a predicted model, not a curated record.
AUGAAGUUUGGACAUAAAUUGUCGGUUUUCGACUGGGAGGUGAGCAAUGCCAUUUUGGACAUGGAAGGUUUCCACAAGUUCACUGUAUAUCAAGAUUGUUUAAGGAACCCACAUGAGGUGAGGGACUACUCCCACUACAGAACAGGCGGAAUGAAGAAAGAUGACCGUCUUUGUGCCUUCAUCAUCUCUUGGAUUCUGAUGACCGUCUUUGUGCCUUACAAUUCAGUUCUGCAACAAAAGUCUUCAUAUACUAAAUUUUUGAAGGAGUUCCUCACAAAGAAAAGGAAGUACAUUGAAGAAGAAACUAUUGAAGUUCAAGGAAACUGUAGUGCUAUCAUACAAAAGCUCCUACCCCCCAAGUAUAAAGAUCCGGGAAGCUUCAAUAUUCCCUGCACUAUAGGGAAUAUCUCUGUUGGAAAAGCACUUAUUGAUCUGGGAGCCAGUAUUAAUCUCAUGUCGCUCUCCAUGUUUGAAAAGAUUGAGGAGUUUGAACUCAAGCCUACUCGGAUGACUCUUCAACUUGCAGACAGAUCUCUGGAAUAUCCUUAUGGGGUAGCUGAAGAUGUGCUUGUGAAAGUAGAUAAAUUUCUUUUUCCUGUGGACUUUGUCAUCAUGGAGAUGGAGGAGGAUGUGAAUGUACCUCUUAUUCUUGAGAGACCUUUAAUGAAGACAACAAAAGUUUUGAUUGAUGUGGAAAAUGGCAAACUAAAGGUGAGAGUGCAAGAUGAAGAAGUAAAUUUUGAUGUCUUUAAAGCCAUGUCUCACCCAAAAGAUGAUAAGGAAUGUUUUCAUCUUGAUGUCCUUGAUGAAAUUUGCAUGAUCCAAGAAAACAAUGCAAGUGAUACUCUUUCUUUGGAGGAAAUACUAGUUGACACUUUUGAAGAGCUGAAUGAAAAAGAAGAGGAACUAAUUGAUGAGUGCUUGACUGAUCUGGAAAAAUUAAAAAAGGAUCCUUUGCAAAAUACAGAAGAAAAAGCCAAGGAAAGCAAAAGGGAGUUGAAGAUGUUACCGCCACACUUGAAAUAUGUGUUUCUAGAAGAAGGUGGAAACAAACCGGAUGGAAGACCAUCAAGGAAUCACAUUGGACCUCCUAGAGCCAUGAAUUUGCUUUCCAGCUUUUAUGCUCUUAAGCCACCUCUGAUUUACUACUUCUUCUCCCUUCCUCAAGCUUCCUUCCUUUGUAGGAAGGCCCUUUGA